CGCGGCCGGGGCGGGCCGGCGGUGCCGGGAGCUGUAGUUCCCCGGUCCGGCCCGGCCAUGCAGGUCCCGGCGGCCGCGGAGCGCAACAAGGGCCCGAUCCUGGCGGCGCUGCGGGAGUGCGCGGGGCCGGGCGCGCUGCGGGUGCUGGAGGUGGCCGCGGGCUCGGGGCUGCACGCCGCGCACUUCGCCCGGGCGCUGCCGCGGGCGCGCUGGCAGCCCUCGGACAUCGACCCGCGGGCGCUGCGCAGGUGCUUCCAGUUCUCCAUCUGCAGCUGGAAGCAAAGGGCUGGGCAGAGAGCCCCAGGCUGUGCUGCCCCCACAUCCACGGGGAAUAACAGUUACUGCAUCGCUGCCUACGUGGAGGCCACGGGACUGCCCAACCUGCUGCCCCCCAUCCUGCUGGACGUGUCCCAGGGCUGGGAGACCUGGGGGGGCACCCAGCCCGGCACCCUCGACCUCCUGGUCAGCAUCAACAUGAUGCACAUCGCAGAGCUGCGGUGCACCGAGGGCCUGUUCAGGGGUGCCGGGGUGCUGCUGAAACCCGGAGGAGUGCUCUUCACCUAUGGGCCCUACGCCGUGGACGGCCAGAUCAGCCCCCAGAGCAAUGUGGACUUUGACCGCAGCCUGAGGCAGAGCAAUCCCGCCUGGGGGCUGCGGGACACGGCGCUGCUGCGGGAGCUGGCCCGGGCCAACGGGCUGUGCCUGGAGAGGAUGGUGGACAUGCCGGCCAACAACAAGAGCCUGAUCUUCCGCAAGCUGUAGCCGGCCCUGCCAGCGCUGCCAGCGCCUCCCGGCACUGCUGUCCCCACCGAUGUCUCCUGCAGGGGUGGCACUGUCCCACCAUGGCUGCCGCUGGGGCUGGGGACAGCAGUGAUGGGACAGACUCACCCCAGCUGGGGGGGUCCAUCUCCCCUGGUGCCUUCGGGGGCCCCUUUGCAGUGGGGAGCCGGGACCAGCCUGGACCAGGAGGCAGUUCAGCUGCCACGGGGGGGACACAACACUUCUGGGCAUCAGGGAGACCCCUUGCUCCAUUUCCUGUGUUGAUGAUGUUGCCCUUCCCCUCCCCAGGAUUGUGCUGCUGCCCCCCAAUAAACCCUGUGGCUUUGCCCUCCA
Messenger RNA from Oenanthe melanoleuca, 1113 nucleotides. It is a transcript of the gene METTL26, whose product is annotated as methyltransferase like 26. The transcript has 7 exons. The coding region runs from base 58 to 762 and encodes 234 amino acids. NCBI's taxonomy places the organism in Eukaryota, Metazoa, Chordata, Aves, Passeriformes, Muscicapidae. The record is from RefSeq and is a predicted model, not a curated record.